Molecule: messenger RNA, 474 nt
Organism: Symbiodinium necroappetens
Lineage: Eukaryota; Dinophyceae; Suessiales; Symbiodiniaceae
Source: the annotation of a GenBank genome assembly
AUGAAUACGAAGAAGCAGCUGAUCAGGACUCCCGUGAAGCACCCAGUUCGUCUGGCCUCUGAUAUGAUACGCGAUGAGCUGAAAGCCUUGAACCUGCUAGGGCCCUCAAAGCCUUGCGAGCAAACAGUGGCUACGUUCCUUGAGAAUGAUAAAGCUCUCGGCGACCGGUACGAAAAGCACCCGGUCACACUACAAGCCCUGAACGAAGGAAUUCCCCGAGAACGUAUUGUGCCAUUAUCUGUAUAUUUUGACGGUGUCCAGUACACCAAGAACGAGAACUUCUUGGGUUUCUAUAUUACUAAUCUACGGACUCCGAAACAACAACGAUUGGUGUGGCUGCUUAGACUCUCGGAGUUAUGCCAAUGCGGCUGCCGCGGCUGGUGCUCCGUAUGGCCACUCCUCGAGGCUUUCAGGGAGGAUGUUUCUUCGACAGAUCAUGAAGAUCAUCUACGCUUCGCAGUGGUUGACUUUAAA